Messenger RNA from Saccoglossus kowalevskii, 1273 nucleotides. Its product is annotated as beta-parvin-like. Gene Ontology annotation, biological process: establishment or maintenance of cell polarity regulating cell shape; substrate adhesion-dependent cell spreading; actin cytoskeleton organization. Gene Ontology annotation, cellular component: actin cytoskeleton; cytoplasm; focal adhesion. NCBI's taxonomy places the organism in Eukaryota, Metazoa, Hemichordata, Enteropneusta, Harrimaniidae. Gene Ontology annotation, molecular function: actin binding. The record is from RefSeq and is a predicted model, not a curated record.
CGCUUGGGGCCGGCAAGAACAAACGCCCUCAGCGUUGAAAUUGAGCAGGGAACUAGACGAGACGCGAAGAGUAAAAAGAAUUUCCAAAAUGGCUUCCCCUGUCAAACCGCCCCAGCAAGCUGGCUUCACUGUCGAGCCAACUGCACCAUUCCCGUGGCCAGGGACGAAGAAAGAAGACAAGGAUGACUCCCUUUUUGACAAAAUGGCAACUUUGGGCAGAUCGAAAAAGAAAAUUAAGGAAGUGAAUGAACUUCAAGCAGAAGGUCAACAUGCCAUUGACUCACCUACGUCAUCAUUAAUUUUAGCCGAUAUAUCACCAGAUGCAUAUAAUAUGGAUGAAAAUGAAGAGAGAUCCAUGAUUGAAGCCGAAUCUCGAGAUGAUCCCAAACUAAAAGAACUGAUCACCGUACUGCUCGAGUGGACCAAUGAAGAGUUAAAAGACCAUAGAAUAAUUGUCAAGGACAUCGAAGAAGAUCUUUUUGAUGGACAAGUGUUGGGUAAACUACUUGAAAAAUUGGCGAAUAUAAAGUUGGAAGUUGCUGAAGUGACUCAGUCUGAAGCGGGACAGAAGAAAAAGUUGAAAACAGUACUUGAUGUGGUGAAUAAAAUGUUGAAUCUACCACGGUGGCAUCAGCAGAAAUGGAGUGUAGAUAGUAUUCAUUCCAAGAACCUGAUUGCAAUUCUUCAUAUGCUGGUGGCUUUAGCAUUUCAUUUUAAAGCACCAAUCAGAAUACCAGAACAUGUAGCUGUACAGGUGGUAGUACUUCAGAAAAAAGAUGGUAUGCUCCACACGAGACAUGUGACCGAAGAGAUCACCUCUACAAAUGAUGCUGUUGGUGGCAGAUUCGAACGUGAUGCGUUUGACACCCUCUUUGACCAUGCACCUGACAAAUUGAAUGUUGUCAAAAAGUCACUUAUCACAUUUGUCAACAAGCACUUGAAUAAAAUUAAUCUUGAAGUGACUGACUUGGAUUCUCAGUUUCAUGAUGGUGUUUAUCUUGUUUUACUAAUGGGACUGUUAGAAGGAUAUUUUGUACCACUAUUCUGUUACCAUCUGACACCAACUUCUUUUGAUCACAAGGUACACAAUGUACAGUUUGCCAUGGAUUUGAUGCAGGAUGCUGGACUUCCCAAGCCCAAGGCAAGACCAGAAGAUGUGGCUAAUCUGGACCUUAAAUCAACGUUACGAGUUCUCUAUAAUUUAUUCACAAAAUAUAAACAUUUGUGAUCGCAAUGAGUCGACAUGAUUUCGCUCCUAUUAUUGUAUUGUUGC